GUCAAGAAAACUUAAACGGAAAACUUGCAACUUUGUAAACCAAAAUGUAAACAAACAUCUGAUCUAAACCGCAUCCGAUCUGGAAGUAUUCUGUAAUUCUCCUUGAAGUCACUUUCUUUUUUCGCAACUGAUUUCGAAAUCGUGGACUCGAUUAGAACGGUAUAUGUUACAAGUAUUCACGGUGAUCAAAUCGUAGACAUUUAUGAUGUUCCUAUGGAAGACAUCAUUCGGCCCUUUCCUCCUGAUCUUAACAACAGCAAAGUAGACAGUCUGGUUGAAACACUUAAGGAUGCCACGAGAAAAAAUGAAGUUCCCCCAAUCGAUAUCCUUUGGAUAAAAGGAAGCAAUGGAGGGAAUUAUUAUUACUCAUUUGGAGGUUGUCACCGUUAUGCUGCCCAUAAGAAACUUGGAAUGAAAACAAUUCGAGCAAAGCUUAUAACUUCCAAUAUUAAUGACCUUAAAGUUUACUUAGGUAGUUCUACACCAGACUUAAAGUAAAUGGUAAAACAGCCUAGAAUAAAUCAAUGGUCAUGGGUCACA
Molecule: messenger RNA, 540 nt
Organism: Daphnia carinata
Lineage: Eukaryota; Metazoa; Arthropoda; Branchiopoda; Diplostraca; Daphniidae
Gene: Srx
Product: sulfiredoxin-1-like
Exons: 4
Coding region: 214-498 (94 amino acids)
Biological process (GO): cellular response to oxidative stress
Cellular component (GO): cytoplasm
Molecular function (GO): sulfiredoxin activity
Source: RefSeq, a predicted model, not a curated record